Gossypium arboreum is the source of this 1482-nucleotide messenger RNA. RefSeq lists its product as uncharacterized. Gene Ontology annotation, molecular function: protein binding. The coding region runs from base 236 to 1135 and encodes 299 amino acids. NCBI's taxonomy places the organism in Eukaryota, Viridiplantae, Streptophyta, Magnoliopsida, Malvales, Malvaceae. The transcript is spliced from 3 exons. The record is from RefSeq and is a predicted model, not a curated record.
ACCGCUUUAGACAGUCAAAUUUAAAGUUUUGAUCUUUGAUUGCUUGCCCAAUAAAAGAAAUCAGAACUAACAUUCACUUUCUAGUUUGUAAUUAUUCAGCAGCCUACUUAGGUAAGUAGCCCACCAAAUAUUCUAAUUUUGGAAACAUGCAAAUAUUCAAUUUCUUGUGCCACUACUGCUACUCCCUUUCCAGGGUUCGAUAAGGAAAAAAAAAGAAGGUAGAAAUUGGUGUAAAAUGUUGGCUUUAAGCGUGAAUUCAAAAAGGCAAAGGCGACCGAACGUUACGUUAGGGGAAAUUGGAGAUGUGUCUGCUGCUUUUGCAUGUGUGUUUUCUCAGAAAACUAAGGAAAAUCUGGUUCACAAAACAUGGAAACCUGAUUCUCUCUACUCUCAACACAAUGAACUUGAUACUGUUGUUGAGUUUUCUUCAAAGGGAAUUUCUCCAGAUUUCUUCAUAUCGGCUGAUUCCCAACACAACACAGAGAACAAGAACCCGAAUUCUUCGAAAUCAGGUUUCGAUUCGGUUGGUGCUGAUGAAAUUCACAUGAUGAAGUCUGGUUUAAUUUUUGGUACCGUAACCAGAAAGAGUAGGGUCAUGAAACGGCGAGGGCAGAGUAGGGAGGGCAAUAAUUGCUUGUUCGGUAGUGCUUGGAGUCGGAGUUCUAAACUUAGUCCUCGGUUUACUGGUGAAGAUAGAAAGGAGCAUGGUGAGAAAGAGUUAACGGGAAUCGGAUCAAAUGCUUUUGCUGGUUAUUGCCCUGAUAAUGUUUUCCAAGACAUAUUGGAUCAUGAAACAUCAGCUAACAGUAAAGAUGCUUGUGAAUAUAAUUUGUAUGAACCUGGUUAUGACAGUUGGAAGGAUGCUUUUUAUGAAGGAAACAAUGUGUUUCUUAAAUCUGAUGAUGCAUGGGACCAAACAAUAUAUACGCAUAAUGACACAACUAGUGUCCGAGGAUGGUUGGAGGACCUUGGAUUUGGCAGGUAUGCUGGUAUAUUUGAAAUGCACGAGGUCGAUGAGGAAAGUCUGCCUCUGUUGACACCAGAUGAUCUCAAGGAGAUGGGUAUAUUUGCAGUCGGCCAUCGACGGAAGUUGUACCAUGCAAUACAAUGGUUAAGAGGCAAUGAUUCUUCUUGAAGACUCUUUGGAUAAGCGGAGUUUGAAGUGUCACAAAUGAUGCUGCUAUGCCGACUGUUGUAAUUCGAGGACAAGGAAACGUUAUUGCUGUAAAGCUUAGGUAUGAAUUUUGUGUUUAAUGCUAGUGUUGUUGUUAUGAGCUUUAUAUCAAAAGCUCAAACCACAAAUCAUAAUCUUCAUUCCAAAAUCUUUUUAAGUAGUUGAGCGAUCUCAUUUUCUUAGUUUUGCAAAUAAAAACUAUGUUUAUAUAUAUCUGUGUGGGCGCGCGUGAGUGUUGGUGUACCACUUUUUCCUUUUCUUAAAGUUCGGAAUCGUUUUAUGAUGAAAAUAAGUAAUGGAGUGCUAAA